Messenger RNA from Exophiala xenobiotica, 1500 nucleotides. RefSeq lists its product as uncharacterized. Gene Ontology annotation, molecular function: transmembrane transporter activity. Gene Ontology annotation, cellular component: membrane. The transcript has 10 exons. The record is from RefSeq and is a predicted model, not a curated record. Lineage: Eukaryota; Fungi; Ascomycota; Eurotiomycetes; Chaetothyriales; Herpotrichiellaceae. Gene Ontology annotation, biological process: transmembrane transport. The coding region runs from base 1 to 1500 and encodes 499 amino acids.
AUGUCGAAGGAGGCUGAAACUGUCACCAUUUCCCAGGAUCGUACCAGUCAUUCGCCUGGUCCGGUCCUGGGGCAGAAAUCAUGGAAAGGCUACGUAUGGGACACGUUUGACAAACCAGCGGAGGAGCGGAGGUUCCUGUUCAAACUCGACGCCGGAAUGCUUACCUUCACUUGCCUGGGAUAUUUCUCCAGAUUCCUCGAUCAGGCAAAUAUCAACAAUGCCUAUGUUUCUGGAAUGAAAGAAGACUUGAAUAUGAUGGGCAUUCAAUACAACUACGCAGUCACCCUGUGGACCAUUGGCUACAUCAUUGGCGAAAUCCCCAGCAAUCUCAUCCUUACCAAGAUUCGACCAUCGAUCUGGAUUCCUGUCCUGGAGCUUAUAUGGUCAAUCUUGACAAUCUGCACUUGUCGAGUUACCACUGUCUACCAACUAUAUGCUUUGCGCUUCUUGGUCGGAGUGGCCGAAGCUGGGUUCUUCCCUGGUAUUCUCUACUUGCUUGGUUCUUGGUAUGGCAAGGACGAGCUGGCAAAGCGCUCCAUCAUCUUCCACGUUUCGGGUUCUAUCGCCACAAUGUUUUCGGGUUACUUCAUGGCGGCUGUGAUUGGGCUGGGGGGGAAACAUGGUUAUGCAGGCUGGCAAUGGCUGUUUAUCAUUGACGGAGUCAUUUCUCUGCCCAUUGCAGUGCUAACCUUCUUUUUCCUGCCUGACCAACCCCAUAAUACCCGCGUCUGGUAUCUGAAUGCUCGGGAUAAAGAGAUUGCCUCGGAGCGAAUCCAAAGAAUUGGCCGGGCGAGCAGAGAAGGCUUCUCAAAAGACAAAGUCCUCAAAAUCUUCUCGAGAUGGCACAUCUGGGUGUUCCCUCUCAUGACCGUUUUCGGAGGCGGUGCAGGGGGAAUCGGCCAGCCGAUGUUUUCGCUCUACCUGAAGGCAUCCAAACACCCCAAAUAUACAGUCAGCCAGAUCAACACCUAUCCCACAACUACAGCCGCGGUGAUGGUGGUCGCCGAACUGUUGUACUCGUGGAUCUCUGAUGGCCCACUGCGUGGGAAAAGAUGGCCAGUCAUGGUAUUCGCAGCGCUCUUCCAGCAGGUCAUCUGGAUUUCGCUCCUAGUGUGGAACAUUCCCACGGGCUGGCUCUGGUUUUGCUACAUAGUGAUGCAACAGGGCAUUGCGCUGGUGCCUCUGAAUCUAAUCUGGGUGAAUGAAGUUUGUGCCAACGACGCCGAGGAGCGUGCUCUCGUCAUUGCCGUGGUCAACACCAUUCAAUACGUGCAGUCGGCAUGGCUCCCACUCCUUGUUUGGAAGGUUACCGACGCGCCGGAAUACAAGAAAGGUUUCCCUACCGCGCUUGCAUUCACCUUUGCCCUCAUAGGAGUCAUCUUCCUCAUCCGGUAUUUGGCAAACAGGGAAGCCAGACAAAAGAAAGAACUAGAAGAUCGACUUGACAAUGGCUCGACGAACAAUUCAGACGCGGCUGAAGGUGUGGUGGUUUCCAUGUAA